Messenger RNA from Ostrea edulis (European flat oyster), 1794 nucleotides. Its product is annotated as multiple epidermal growth factor-like domains protein 6. Bases 1 to 1659 code for a protein of 552 amino acids. The transcript is spliced from 11 exons. NCBI's taxonomy places the organism in Eukaryota, Metazoa, Mollusca, Bivalvia, Ostreida, Ostreidae. Gene Ontology annotation, molecular function: scavenger receptor activity. The record is from RefSeq and is a predicted model, not a curated record.
AUGACCCUCUAUGGGGAAAUCUUAUCUCAGAAAAGGGAGACUGAGCAGGCUAAUGAAGUACCCGGCUGUCAACAAACUGGAACAUGUCAGAAGUACAAAUCCAGUCGUGCAGUGGAUGGAGACAUUAACACAUGUACAAGGACAGCACCUAUUGGAAGACAGCUACUCGAUGAAUGGGCAUGGUGGUACAUUGACCUUGAGAAAGUAAUCAGCAUUUACAGCAUAAGAAUACAGUUCAAAGGCUAUGGAGAACAAUAUGGUUGUAAAAAUUCCGGUGUGUAUGGAUAUAACUGUGAUCUACCCUGUCCAAACAACUGUCAGGAAUUGCGCUGUGACAUUGUCAACGGAUCGUGUUUGGGUUGUAAUGCAGGAUGGGUGGGGGAUUUGUGUAACAAAUCAUGUCCAGCUGGAUAUUACGGUUUACGGUGUAGAUCUACGUGUACUGGACACUGCAGAGACAACCUGUCCUGUAAUCACACCACUGGACAAUGUGACUAUGGCUGUGAAUGUCCAGCAGAAUCAUACGGACCAGAUUGUAUGUUUAACUGUAGUGGACAGUGUCUGAGUUACCUCCCCUGUAACAGGACAACAGGAAGAUGUGACGGUGGCUGUAAUCUUGGAUAUACCCGGGAACUCUGUGACAAAGAGUGCCCUCCAGGAACAUAUGGUCCAGAUUGUCUGAAUGUCUGUAAUGUGACAAAUGGCUGUAAUCCAGGAUAUACCAAAGAAAUCUGUGACAAAGAAAUCCUAUCUCAGAAUAAGGAGACCGAGCAGGCUGAGGAAGUAACUGGCUGCCAAGAAACUGGAACAUGUCAGCAGUAUCAAUCCAUUCAUGCAGUAGAUGGAAAGAUUAACACGUGUACAAGGACUGCAAAAAUUGGAACACCACUAAUAGUUCCAGAUAAAUGGACAUGGUGGUACAUUAACCUUGAGAAAGUACUUAGCAUUUACAGCAUCAGAAUACAGUUCAAGGACUAUGGAGAACAAUACGUCAGGAGACAAAGAGGGCGUUUUGCUGGUUUUUCACUCUAUGUGUCGAACACAACUAUAAAGGAGGAUGGGUAUCUAUGUUACAAGAACGGACAGGAGUUACCGGCCUUGGAUUUCAGUACAACUUGCGUCAAACAUGGACGUUACGUUAUAUUCUACAAUGAAAGACUUGACGGGACAACUUAUCCCACUGGAUAUCAAAUAGAGACAGUUUUUACUGAAUUGUGUGAAGUAACCGUAACAGGUUGUGAAGAAUCCGGUGUGUAUGGAUAUAACUGUGAUCUACCCUGUCCAUACAACUGCCAGGAAUCGAGAUGUGACAUUGUCAACGGAACGUGUUUGGGUUGUACAGCAGGAUGGGUGGGGGAGUUUUGUAACAAAUCGUGUCCAGCUCGAUAUUACGGUUUACAGUGUGGAUCGACGUGUACUGGACACUGCAGAGACAACGUGUCCUGUAAUCACACCACUGGACAAUGUGACUAUGGCUGCGACAAUGGAUGGACAGGAACACAUUGUAACACAGAGUGUCCUGCAGAAUCAUACGGCCCUGAUUGUGUGUAUAACUGUAGUGGACAAUGUUUGAGUUACCUCCCCUGUAACAGGGCAACAGGAAGAUGUGACGGAGGUUGUAAUUCAGGAUAUACCGGGGAACUCUGUGACAAAGGUUGAUGUUGAAAGUGUAGUUUGAUGUUUUAAAUAAGUUAUCGGUGGUAUUACAGAAGUAUUUCUUGUUUCUAAGUUGAUGAAGUAAGCUGUAAACAGUAUUGUACAUUCAUAUUUGUACUUUAAUAUUUUAUUUUGUCA